AUGGCUCCUCAACCCCCACCACCCCUCGAAGGGAAGAAACGACGCAUCGCCAUCAUGACCAGUGGAGGUGAUUCUCCUGGUAUGAAUGGUGUUGUGCGAGCUUGCGUUCGAAUGGCAAUUUACAAAGGAUGUGAACCAUAUUGUAUCUAUGAAGGAUAUGAAGGUUUAGUCCAAGGAGGAAAAUUGAUACAAAAGAUGGGCUGGGAAGAUGUUCGUGGAUGGCAAUCAGAAGGAGGUACUCUUAUUGGUACUGCCAGAUGUAUGGCUUUCUACGAACGACCUGGCAGAUUACAAGCUGCAAAAAAUAUGGUGUUGAAUGGUAUCGAUGCUCUCAUCAUCUGUGGUGGAGAUGGUUCCUUAACUGGAGCGGACAAAUUCAGAGCGGAGUGGCCCGGCUUGAUCAAGGAAUUGAUUGAGAAGAAGGAGUUAUCUGAAGAACAAGUUGCUCCAUUCAAACACCUCAAUAUCGUUGGAUUGGUUGGUUCAAUUGAUAAUGACAUGUCCGGUACCGAUGCUACAAUUGGUUGCUUUUCAGCUCUUGGCAAAAUUUGUGAGAUGGUGGAUUACAUUGAACAAACCGCUUCAUCACAUUCAAGAGCUUUCGUUAUUGAAGUUAUGGGUAGACAUUGUGGUUGGUUGGCCUUGAUGGCAGGUGUUGCUACUGGUGCAGAUUUCGUUUUCAUCCCAGAAAAGCCAAGAGCAGAUAACUGGAAAGAAGAGAUGUGUAAGAUCAUUCAAAAGCAUAGACAAUUGGGAAAGAGAAAGACAAUUGUUAUUGUUGCUGAAGGUGCUCAUGAUCAGGGAGGGAAUAAAAUCUCUCCCGACAUGAUCAAAGAUCUUCUCGCAGAUAAGAACGGACUUGCUCUCGAUACUCGUAUCUCUACAUUAGGUCAUGUUCAACGUGGUGGUUCUGCAUGUGCUUAUGAUCGAUACCUUUCUACUUUACAAGGUAUUGAGGCAGUAAAUGCUGUUCUUGAAGCUACACCAGAAACAGUAACUCCAUUCAUCGCCAUUAACGAGAACAAAAUUACGAGAAAACCACUUGUUCAAUCGGUUAUUGAUACUCAAGAAGUAGCAAAAGCUAUUGAAGCGAGAGAUUUUGAUAGAGCUAUGGCAUUGAGAGAUGCAGAAUUCUCCGAUUUCCAUGAUUCUUACAUGACUACCACAGCUACUGAUCUUAAUAAUGACAUGCGUCUCCCUGAUAAGAAGCACAUGAGAAUUGCUAUCGUACAUGUUGGAGCUCCAGCUGGUGGUGUUAAUGCUGCUACACGUGCAGCGGUUGCUUACUGCUUAACUCGUGGACAUACACCAAUUGCUAUUCACAACGGAUUCGCUGGAUUCGCUCGUCAUCAUCAAGAUAAUCCAGGAUCCGUUAGGGAAUUUGAUUGGUUAGAAGUUGAUGGAUGGGCUAGUAAGGGUGGUUCAGAAAUUGGUAUGAAUCGUGAACUUCCAUCAGAAUCUGGAAUGCCAUUGAUCGCAUCACUUUUUGAAAAAUUCAAGAUUGAUGGUCUUCUCAUCAUUGGAGGUUUCGAAGGUUUCCACGCAUUAUCCGAACUUCGUCAAGCAAGAGAAAAAUACUCUUCUCUUUGCAUCCCCAUGACUUUACUUCCAGCAACUAUUUCCAACAACGUUCCAGGAACAGAAUACUCAAUUGGUACUGAUACUUGUUUGAAUGAACUUGUUCGUUAUUGCGAUACCAUCAAACAAUCAGCUUCAGCUUCUCGUCGUCGUGUUUUUGUUAUUGAAACUCAAGGUGGUCGAUGUGGUUACGUCGCUACAAUGGCUGGUCUUGCUGUUGGUGCAUCAGCUGUUUAUACUCCUGAAGAAGGUGUUAGUAUUGCUAUGCUCUCAGCAGAUAUCGCACAUCUUAGAGAAGUUUUCGAACAAGACAGAGGUCAAACAAGAGCUGGUCGUCUAAUUCUCAUCAACGAAAAGGCAUCAAAGGUUUAUCACGCUAAACUCAUUGCUGACAUGAUCCGCGAAGAAGCCGGUGAGCGUUUUGAAUCCAGAGAUAGCAUCCCAGGUCACGUUCAACAAGGUGGUACUCCAUCCCCAAUGGAUCGUACCCGAGCUGUUCGCUUAGCUAUCAAAUGUAUUGAACAUCUCGAAAAAUACGAAGCUAAAACAGACAAAGAAAUUAUCGCGGAUAAACAAAGUUCUACGGUUAUUGGUAUUAAGGGUGCACAAGUAGUCUUCUCUAAUAUGGCUGACGUAGAGGAGAAUGAAACGGAUUGGCCUAAUCGAAGACCAAAGGAUGAAUUUUGGUCUGGAGUUAAGGGAGCAGUGGACAUUCUUGCUGGUAGACCUGAUGUACCAAGACCGGUAAGAAGGUUGGUAGGUUGGAAAGCGAAGGAUGUUAAGAGAGGUUUGAUGUGA
This is a messenger RNA of Sclerotinia sclerotiorum 1980 UF-70, 2376 nucleotides long. RefSeq lists its product as hypothetical. Lineage: Eukaryota; Fungi; Ascomycota; Leotiomycetes; Helotiales; Sclerotiniaceae. Gene Ontology annotation, biological process: fructose 6-phosphate metabolic process; fructose 1,6-bisphosphate metabolic process; canonical glycolysis. Bases 1 to 2376 code for a protein of 791 amino acids. The transcript has 3 exons. Gene Ontology annotation, cellular component: cytoplasm; 6-phosphofructokinase complex; mitochondrion. The record is from RefSeq and is a predicted model, not a curated record. Gene Ontology annotation, molecular function: fructose-6-phosphate binding; AMP binding; identical protein binding.